AGUGGAAGGGUGGGUGAAGGAGGAAGCUGUUGGAGGCUCACCGUGCGCAUCUACAGUCUUCCUCCACGAAGCGUUUUGAUGGGAUGUGACCGAAGAGUUGAGGUUGUGGUAAAUAUUUGUCUUGGGCUGGUGAGGUGACUGGCUGGCCGGCAUUUAAAGGAGCCGUAGCCUUUAUUUUGGUUGGGUGGGGAGUCCGCCUGCCUCUCCUUCAGGAGGGAGCGGGGAAGGAGAUGGUCUCAGAAUGGGGACGUGGCUCUCGCUUGGCAAAGCAACGAUGGCUGACCUGUCGUUGGUCCUUCCCGUGCAGGAUUGAGAUUGUCAGUGAUUCAUUGUCAGCCUAAGAAGAUCAAGCUACCAUUCCACAAGUUAAUUUGAAUUAAGGAGCAUUAUCCAAGAGUGAAACACUAGAAUAGUAUCAGUACACUGAACUUUUCCAGUUUGAUAGAUGCUAGUUAUUGCUAUGUUUUGGAGAAAAAUCCAGCAAGGAACUCACACUGCAUUGCUAAUGUGGAGGAAUUUAACACUGAACAAAGGAGACUGUGCCAUGUUUAACCUCUUUUGUCUUUGUGCUUUUUGGGGAUUUUAAUGCAUAUUUGAUUCACUGGUUCCAAUGUAUACCACAGCUGAUAGCUAAUUUUUAUAAACUGAUCACACUACAUGUGUAUCUGAAAUGCGAAAAGCAUAUGACAGAGAAUUUGGGAUAACUAUUGAUUGCUUUCCUUCAACUGGUAAUACAAACUGGACAAUGAGAGUAGCUGGAUAUAUUCCCUUGUGGGUGUUGGCUUCACUGCUGUGCUGUCAAUUAAUAACUUCUGCAGAACAUGAGGAUAUAGUGAAGCAUGCAAUAAAGCUCCAUCGUGGGAAAGGAGCUGCCACAACUCAGAGGAAACAGUGGCUUGUAGAAAACUGCAGAAAGCUAUCUGGUCUCCUUCGUCAAAAGAAUGUGGUUCUCAACAAACUUAAAAGUGCAAUAAGAGCAGUGGAAAAGGAUUCCACAUUGUCUCCUGAAGAGAGGACUUUUCAGGUCCACACAUUUGAAAUUUUCCAAAAGGAGCUGAAUGAAAGUGAGAAUUCAGUCUUUCAAGCAAUUCAUGGACUCCAAAGAGCCCUUCAAGGUGAUUAUAAAGAUGUCGUGAACAUGAAAGAAAGUAGUCGGCAACGACUGGAAGCCUUGAGAGAAGCUGCAAUAAAGGAAGAAACAGAAUAUGUUGAACUUCUAGCAGCAGAAAAACAUCAAGUCGAAGCCCUGAAAAACAUGCAGCAUCAAAAUAAGAGUCUGUCUAUUCUUGAUGAGAUUCUUGAAGAUGUUAGAAAAGCAGCCGAUAGGCUGGAAGAGGAAAUAGAAGAGCAUGCCUUUGAUGACAACAAGUCAGUGAGAGGAGUUAAUUUUGAAGCUGUUUUAAGAGUGGAAGAGGAUGAAACAGACUCAAAAAGGAAUAUUUCAAAAAGAGAAGUAGAAGACGAUUUGGGUCUAAGCAUGCUUAUUGACUCCCAAAACAACCAGUACAUACUUACUAAGCCCAGGGACUCAACCAUUCCACGUGCUGAUCACCAUUUUAUAAAGGAUAUUGUGACCAUAGGAAUGCUAUCUUUGCCGUGUGGCUGGCUGUGCACAACAAUAGGAUUACCUACUAUGUUUGGGUACAUUAUUUGUGGAGUGCUUUUGGGACCGUCAGGACUGAAUAGCAUUAAGUCAAUUGUACAGAUUGAGACACUGGGAGAAUUUGGUGUAUUCUUCACACUGUUUCUGGUUGGCUUGGAGUUUUCUCCUGAAAGAUUAAGAAAGGUAUGGAAGAUAUCAUUGCAAGGACCCUGUUACAUGACUUUGCUGAUGAUUGCAUUUGGCUUACUGUGGGGACACUUCCUACAAAUUAGAGCAACUCAGAUUGUUUUCAUUGCUACUUGUUUAUCACUAUCAAGCACACCAUUAGUAUCCAGAUUUCUAGCAGGGAGUUCUCGAGGUGAUAAAGAAGGUGAUAUUGACUAUAGCAGUGUUCUACUUGGAAUGUUGAUAAUGCAGGAUGUGCAGCUUGGCUUAUUUAUAGCUAUUAUGCCAACGCUUAUUCAAGCUGGAGUUGGCACGCAUUCCAGCAUUAUCAAGGAAAUACUGAGAAUACUGACACUGGUUGGACAAAUUCUCUUUUCUUUGGCUGCUGUCUUCUUUAUGUGUCUUGUUUUAAAGACAUAUCUAAUAGGACCAUACUACCGCAAGUUGCAUGUGGAAAGCAAAGGAAAUAAAGAAAUCUUAGUUCUAGGAAUAUCUGCUUUUAUGUUUUUUAUGUUAAUGAUUACAGAUUUAUUAGAUGUCUCUAUGGAACUGGGAUGCUUUCUAGCAGGAGCACUUAUUUCUUCUCAGGGUCACAUGGUUACAGAAGAGAUCAUGUCCUGCAUUGAACCAAUACGCGACUUCCUUGCCAUCAUAUUCUUUGCAUCAAUAGGUCUUCAUGUUUUCCCUACAUUUGUCAUUUAUGAACUCACAGUCUUGCUGUUCCUUACAUUGUCAGUUGUAAUAAUGAAGUUUUUCCUGGCAGUACUUGUCCUUUCUCUCAUUCUUCCAAAGAGUAGCCAGUACAUCAAAUGGAUUGUAUCUGCAGGUUUGGCGCAAGUCAGUGAGUUUUCCUUUGUCUUGGGAAGUAGAGCACGCAGAGCAGGGAUAAUUUCUCGAGAGGUCUACCUCCUUAUUCUGAGUGUAACUACUCUAAGCCUGUUGCUUGCACCAGCAUUGUGGAGAGCUGCAAUUAUGAAAUGUGUACCAAAAUCAGAAAGACGAUUGAGCUCUUGAAGAUGUUUACUGCAAGAGACUUCCAUGAAGGACAUGUCUCUGUAGUCAUUCAAUGUGUUACAAAGAAAAGAAGUUUUAUGUUCCUCUGUUUAGUUAGAAGAGGUACACUAAUGAAACAUAUUAUUUUAAAAACAUGGAAGUAUGUGUUAAAUGAUUUUGCAAAAUUGCAUUUUUUUUAAAAAAGCAAUCUAUGAAACUAAUCAUUGACUACUGUGCCUUUUUUGAUCAUUAUUUGCAUUCACUGCAGAAAACUGUGUAUUUUAUGGUGCCUGUGGUACUAUUAUAGAACUUUUCAAUACAUUUUUCUAUUCUAAUAUUAGCCACAAAAUAUGUGCUUUCUGUGGUAUAUAAAGUUUAAUUUAUUUCAAAAGGAAUGUUAAACUAUUAAAUCUAUUUGAGGAUUUAAAAUUCAUAUUUGUAAAGAAUGGUGUUUCCUGAUUUAUCCAUUACUGUCUUGUAAUUACUGUAACUUUGAUUUGUCAUAUUGUUGAUUCAUAAUUUAUUGUGAUUAGAAAUAGACUACUUGUUUAUGUUCUCAAUAAUUUAUUUAUCAUGUUAACUGUUUGAAACCAAAGCUCAACAGAAAUUGAAAAAAAAAAUUGGUGGGGGGAGAUACAUAUAUUUGGGUUUUAGUGUCAUUGCCAGAUAAGGAAUUUAACAACUAGCAACAAUGUUUCAGAAACUUCAUAACUCAGAAAAUACAUUCUCAGACAGAAUAAAGAUAAGUGUUCCGUUAUUACUUUCAAUUAUAACUGAAAAUUUAAA
Messenger RNA from Heteronotia binoei (common prickly gecko), 3547 nucleotides. RefSeq names its product transmembrane and coiled-coil domains 3 (gene SLC9D1). Gene Ontology annotation, molecular function: potassium:proton antiporter activity. Gene Ontology annotation, biological process: potassium ion transmembrane transport; proton transmembrane transport; carbohydrate metabolic process. The record is from RefSeq and is a predicted model, not a curated record. The transcript has 13 exons. The coding region runs from base 671 to 2782 and encodes 703 amino acids. NCBI's taxonomy places the organism in Eukaryota, Metazoa, Chordata, Lepidosauria, Squamata, Gekkonidae. Gene Ontology annotation, cellular component: membrane.